AAUAAACUUUCGGUUGAUACAGCUGUCGCUGGGUUAACAAUCCUUGGCCAAGUAAGACUCGCUUCGUUCCGGAGCGAAGAUCCAAUUUUCGAUAUAAACAUAUGUUUGUGAUUCCAUUUGGUGUUUGAAUCCUUAUAGAUGAGUCCUGUAUGUCUACCCUACUGUAAGUUACAUCACAAAUAGAAGCAACUUUAAAAGUUCUAUUCAAAAUGGGUGAUGAAUUCGAUGGUUGCGAAUGUGUUUGGUCUCACGAACUGGCCAUGCAAAGGCUAUUGAAUUUUAUACGUCAAAAUCAAAACGAAUGUACGGAUACACACUGUAUAGAUGUUACAGGUCGUUUAACACAACCGGCACCUGCAACAACAGGUGGUGAAGAUAAUAACUUCACUAUGAUGACAAUGAUUAUGAUUUUUGCCUUGAUUAUGUAUUUAAUAAGACCCGAAUCAAUUAUGAAAUUGACCAAUACUAAACGUCGUGGUGGCCAGGGUCCUAGUGAUGGUGGCAAUGGUGGUUCUCAUCAACAGCAACCACCACCACCUUCACCGCCGGCGGUGAAUUGAAUUUGUUCUUUACUUUUAUCAGUAAUUCCUAAAAAGUAAAACAUUUAAUUUUUUUAUAUACAUACAAUUAUUAAUUAAUAUUGGUACUAACUUUAUAAAUACAAAUUAACAGAUUUAUAUAAUCAACUAUAUAAUUUUGUAGGAUGUAUUAUUUUUUUUAAUUUAUAUAAUAUUUUUUUGGUUUAACUAAAAUUGGUUUAUAGAUGAGAAACAAAAACUUCACAAAAUUUUUAAAA
Lucilia sericata (common green bottle fly) is the source of this 796-nucleotide messenger RNA. RefSeq names its product small integral membrane protein 14. The record is from RefSeq and is a predicted model, not a curated record. Gene Ontology annotation, cellular component: endoplasmic reticulum. The transcript is spliced from 4 exons. NCBI's taxonomy places the organism in Eukaryota, Metazoa, Arthropoda, Insecta, Diptera, Calliphoridae. Bases 210 to 560 code for a protein of 116 amino acids.